This is a messenger RNA of Funneliformis caledonium, 355 nucleotides long. The record is from the annotation of a GenBank genome assembly. NCBI's taxonomy places the organism in Eukaryota, Fungi, Glomeromycota, Glomeromycetes, Glomerales, Glomeraceae.
AUGAACCCACAACUUUCCUUUGAUAAACUCGUUGUUACCAAAUCAAAAAGAGGGAGAAAAGCCCUUGCCGUAAGCGAUGACCAUGUGGACCUAACUGGUAAAUCUCAUAUUAUGACGGUCAAAAGGUCAAAUCCUCCAACGACAAAGAAGAAAGCUCCAAAGGUUCCAAAGGUUUCAAAGGCUCCAAAAGCCAUAAAACAAAGCAAUAAUUAUUGCAGACGAUGUGAGCAAAAUGAUGAGUAUUUUGACGUUCUUUAUAAUCGAAUUGAAAAAUUAGAAAGUUUGGUGAAUAAGUUAUCUCAUACGAAAAUAUACAAUAAUACAUCUAAACCGUUGUCACAUAUUGGAAUAGAGG